AUUACGAUUUUUAAAACGCUUUUGGGAUUAGGACAAUUAAACAUGGAGGCAAAAAAGUGAUUAUAGAAAGAAGAGAUUGAAGAAAGUGUGCUUUGUGUAUUUAGCGUCGGUAUUGUCAAAUAGUAAAUAACAAUGCCUCUUGGUAAUAAGCCAGUUUGUGAAUUAUGCAAAGUUACAAACUCAACGAUGUGGAAGAAAGGCAGCAGUGGCGAAGUUAUAUGCAACUCGUGUUCACUGAAACAAAGCUGUCCCGCCGGUGGUGAAAAGGAUUCAAAUGACAGCAAUGGUAGCAUCCCUGAACGGACCAAAAGUAACGGUAACUUAAUAGGUCCUGUACUGAGAAAAAGUGCGAGAAUCAAACCAACCAAACACAGGUAUAUAACGGCAGCAAAGGCGUUGGCAACCAAGGGGAAAAGCAGGAGGAUCGUCUUCAAGAAGAGUCAACCAAUCAAAGCUCCAAGUGCUGUGUCAACAGUUGUAACGGGAGAAAGUGUCUUUUAUGAUGGCAUGUACUAUCAGACAGGUGACAUAGUCUCCCUUUUGGAUCACGAUGGCUCCGUGUAUUAUGCUCAGAUUCGAGGAUUCAUGCAGGAUCAGUAUAACGAGAAGAGUGCGGUGUUGUCCUGGUUAUUGCCAACGCAGAACAGCCCUAAAGUAGGAUUCGACCCGUCAACGUACAUACUGGGUCCUGAAGAGGAUCUGCCACGCAAGAUGGAAUACAUAGAGUUUGUGUGCCAUGCCCCCUCGGAUUAUUACAAAUGUCGCACUGGUCCCUAUCUCACGAUAUCCCGUGAACCGGAAUUGUGCUAUAUAUGGACAACAAUGGGAGAAAAAAUUAUCCCAUCCCUCAAUACAGAUGAACUGUUUGGAAUGAAAGAUUGCCCCACCUCUAAAUCACUGGGCAGCAAGUUCAGUAAAGAUGACAAGAAAGAAAAGGGACACAAAAAACAGGACAAAGAAAAGCAACCCCCUGUAGAGGUCAAAAAAGAAAUUAUCGUUGAUGAUUCAUAAGAUAGUGUCGUUGACGAUUCUUAAAUGGAUAUUUAAAAUGAAAGAAGAAUUUACAGUACGUGAUGUACAGUACAUGUACCAUUAACAUGAAUUUACUGAACUACAUAUAAAUACCAGAAAGUGUUGGCAUAAAACUUUUUAAAUAGUUGUAAAUGUUGACUUAAAUAAAGCAUGAUUUUAUCAUCAGAGAACUUUUAAUUAAACAUUAUGAUAUUCAACAAUAAAGAAUUUUUUAAAAAUAAA
This is a messenger RNA of Ostrea edulis (European flat oyster), 1254 nucleotides long. Its product is annotated as GATA zinc finger domain-containing protein 1-like. The record is from RefSeq and is a predicted model, not a curated record. Bases 133 to 1011 code for a protein of 292 amino acids. Lineage: Eukaryota; Metazoa; Mollusca; Bivalvia; Ostreida; Ostreidae. Gene Ontology annotation, molecular function: sequence-specific DNA binding; zinc ion binding. The transcript is spliced from 4 exons. Gene Ontology annotation, cellular component: nucleus. Gene Ontology annotation, biological process: regulation of DNA-templated transcription; chromatin organization.